Amborella trichopoda is the source of this 2113-nucleotide messenger RNA. Its product is annotated as TCP-1/cpn60 chaperonin family protein. Lineage: Eukaryota; Viridiplantae; Streptophyta; Magnoliopsida; Amborellales; Amborellaceae. Gene Ontology annotation, biological process: protein folding. The record is from RefSeq and is a predicted model, not a curated record. Gene Ontology annotation, molecular function: ATP binding; ATP hydrolysis activity; ATP-dependent protein folding chaperone.
AAACUAUUUUCAAUUGCAGAAGAACCCGGAAGAAGUGAGAAAAUAUAAGGGUCGGCUUUUCUGAAACUACCCUCUUUCCCUCUCUUUCUCCCUCUUCUUCUUUGUCGAUUUUUCUCUCCCUCUAAAACCCCCAAAACCCUAGUUGGUCUGCUCUUCACUUUCUCUAUCCACGAUGCACGCACCAGUACUUGUUCUCAAAGAUUCUUUGAAACGAGAGUCUGGAACUAAAGUUCACCAUGCAAACAUCCAGGCAUCUAAGGCAGUGGCUGAUAUCAUCCGAACAACUUUGGGUCCUCGAUCCAUGUUGAAGAUGCUACUAGAUGCUGCAGGAGGAAUUGUUGUAACGAAUGACGGAAAUUGUAUUCUGCGAGAACUAGAUUUGGCCCACCCAGCUGCUAAGUCUAUGAUUGAACUUAGUCGCACACAAGAUGAAGAAGUAGGGGAUGGGACUACGUCAGUGAUUGUUCUUGCUGGUGAGAUGCUUCAUGUGGCAGAAGCUUUUAUUGACAAGAGCUAUCAUCCUACAGUCAUUUGCCGAGCCUACAGUAAGGCCCUUGAGGAUUCUAUUGCAGUGCUUGAUAAGAUCGCUGUGCCCAUUGAUGUAAAUGACCGAGCGACAAUGCUGAAACUAGUCAAAAGUUGCAUCGGCACAAAAUUCACUGGCCAAUUUGGAGACCUCAUUGCUGACUUAGCCAUUGGUGCUACUACAACUAUUGGUGUGGAUCUCGGCCAAGGCAUAAAAGAAGUCGACAUUAAAAAGUACAUAAAAGUUGAAAAGAUUCCUGGUGGUCAGUUGGAAGACUCAAAAGUUCUUAAGGGAGUUAUGAUAAACAAAGAUGUGGUUUCUCCAGGCAAAAUGAAAAGAAAGAUACUAAACCCUCGCAUCAUUCUUCUGGAUUGCCCUCUUGAAUACAAGAAAGGGGAAAAUCAAACAAAUGCAGAGUUGUUGAAAGAAGAAGACUGGAGUGUCCUGCUGAAGAUGGAAGAAGAGUAUAUCGAGAGUCUCUGUGCUCAGAUAUUGAAGUUCCAGCCUGACCUAGUUAUCACAGAGAAAGGGCUCAGCGAUCUUGCGUGCCACUAUCUCAGCAAGGCUGGUGUUAGUGCCAUAAGGAGGCUAAGGAAGACUGACAAUAACAGGAUUGCCAAAGCUUGUGGAGCCGUGGUUGUAAAUCGGCCAGAUGAGCUACAAGAGUCAGAUGUUGGAACAGGAGCUGGGCUUUUCGAGGUCAAGAAGAUUGGGGACGAAUUCUUCGCCUUCAUCACUAAUUGCAAAGACCCAAAGGCUUGCACUGUUCUUGUAAGAGGUGCUAGCAAGGACCUUUUAAAUGAAGUUGAAAGGAAUUUACAGGAUGCCAUGUCUGUAGCACGAAAUAUAAUAAAGAACCCAAAGCUUGUUCCUGGUGGUGGGGCUUCUGAGCUAACUGUGUCUGCAACCUUGAAGCAGAAGAGUUCGUCCAUCGAAGGGAUUGAAAAGUGGCCAUAUGAAGCUGUUGCAGUUGCUUUCGAGGCUAUCCCCCGUACUCUGGCACAAAACUGUGGAGUAAAUGUAAUCCGGACGAUGACAGCUUUGCAAGGAAAGCAUGCAAAUGGUGAAAAUGCAUGGAUUGGCAUAGACGGAAACACAGGCACUAUCGUGGAUAUGAAAGAAAAAGGGAUUUGGGAUGCAUAUAAUGUGAAGGCUCAGACAUUUAAGACCGCCAUUGAGGCAGCUUGCAUGCUCUUGAGAAUAGAUGAUAUUGUUAGUGGUAUAAAGAAGAAACAAAGUGGAGGGGCAGGAUCAGCUCCUAAGCAGCCUCAAGUUGACCAAGAAGAUGAUGCAGAUGGUGAACAGAUUCUUCCUGAAUAAAUUUUAGAGAUGUUUGGUUUGGGUUGAAAUCGAAACAUCAAAGGUGGUAUCUUGUGACAAAAAACGUGUGCAUCCUAUUUCUUUUUCUUUUUUUUUGUGGAGAGGAUUAAAAGGGUCCUUUAAUGUAGAUGGUUAUGGAUCUUUUGAUGAUCCUAUUUAGUGGGUUGGUUAUAUUUAUGAGAGUUCAGUUCGUUUAAGUUGAACACACAAGUCGUCACGGUGGGUGAUAGAAAUGAGAUUUUGGCAGCUUGCUCCGUUUUAGUUGUA